CCGCGUCGUGAGCUGGUGGCUGCCGAGCCAGUUCUCAGUGGCUUCGCGAACCGGCCACUCUCGUUUCUUUGUUCGCCACGGUGCGCCGUCAUUCGCGUAAUUGCGCGAUUUCGGUGAUUUAAUUAUUCGUCAUUUUGGUCUUUAUUCGCCCGCCAAGGCUCCAUUUUCAUGUAUUAAACUUCCCUUCGAUUCGCCGACCAAGUUUUGUGAACGAGCGAUCGCUUUUUGUCAAACUUCGCGUUCAAAGAAACCGAGAAAUUUGCGCGCCUCGUUUGACAUUUGGAUACAGUGAUUUUUUGUUUGUUGUUAUCGCAGUGCUACGCUCGCGUGAUUUUUUUAUCCAACAGGCAUGGAGACACCGAGCGCGACAACGGCAGCAGCUCCAGUGGCCUCGAUCGAGCUCAAAACUCGACGGGCACAAUUCCAGACUCAGGCCUCGAACCUCGAUACCCGGAGAAGACAAGCGAUCUGCGUCAGACGAGCGUUCAAAAAAUAUGGACCGAAGAGCAAUCCCAACGUUAUUCUCGACGGUCUGAACAUGACUGUGCCAAAAGGAACAAUUUAUGGUCUUCUGGGAGCAAGUGGCUGCGGGAAAACGACCCUCUUGUCGUGCAUCGUUGGACGCAGACGUCUCGGAGCCGGAGAAAUUUGGGUACUCGGUGGACGACCGGGCUCCAAAGGUUCUGGUGUUCCUGGUCCAAGGGUCGGUUACAUGCCUCAAGAAAUUGCUCUCUACGGUGAAUUCUCCAUACGCGAGACUUUCCUCUAUUUCGGUUGGUGCGCGCAUAUGACCACUGAACAGAUCGACACAAAAAUGGAAUUCUUGCUCAAGCUUCUUGAACUCCCUUCCGAGGAUCGUUUCGUGAAGAAUUUGUCAGGUGGACAACAAAGGCGAGUCUCAUUCGCCGCCGCUCUUCUUGCUGACCCGGAAUUAUUGAUACUCGAUGAGCCAACCGUCGGUGUAGACCCGGUGUUACGUCAGAGCAUAUGGAAUCAUCUCGUACAUAUAACGAAAGACGGAAACAAAACAAUUAUUAUUACGACGCAUUAUAUCGAAGAAACACGACAAGCCGGUAUCAUUGGUCUCAUGAGAGGUGGACGAUUUUUGGCUGAAGAAUCACCCAGAAGAUUGAUGGAGAUGCACCAUCUCGAUACUCUCGAAGACGUCUUUUUGAAACUCAGUAAAAAACAGAACAUGGGACUCCGAAGAAGGAGCAGUAUCCUCAGUAGCGUCACGGGUGUACCGCCCGAAGUCGAUGUCGAUGACGAAAUGAGUGGAGAAUUCGGAGACAACGUGAGCGUGUGCAGUCGACGAAAAAGCAUAGCCGUUUCUGCGGACGAAGCAAUCGCUGCAGAACUUCCACCCGAGGAAGAGGGAUCGUCCAACAUAAAAACCCUCGAUCCGCAACACAUGAAAGCACUAAUAUGGAAAAACUUUUUGUGGAUGUGGCGAAACUUUGGCAUAAUGGCUUUUAUCAUUGGUUUACCGGCCGUACAAAUAAUCCUAUUUUGCUUAUCGAUUGGCAAAGAUCCAGUCGGAUUGAAAUUAGCCAUAGUGAACAACGAAUUAAACAGCAGUAUGGAGCCCUGCAUACCGACGACAGGCUGCGAUAGGACUAUGCUUAGUUGUCGAUUUUUAAAACAUUUGGAACAAAGAACGGUCGUACUGUUGCCCCACGACAAUGACGAAGAUGCUGCCAAAGCUGUCGAGAAAGGGUGGGCCUGGGGAGCUAUUACAUUCCCAGCCAAUUAUUCUCAAUCCUUGAUGGACCGAAUCGACAACGGCAAAGACGCUGAUCCUUGGAGCUAUGAGUUUGCUGAUAUGAGCGUUGUUAUGGAUAUGUCAAAUCAACAAAUUGGCCAGUUGCUCCAACGCGAUCUUCUUUACUCGUAUCAGGAUUUCGCCAAAGAUGUCACGACUGCUUGUAAUUACAGUGAAAAAUACACGAAUAUUCCGAUUGACUUCAGAACACCAAUUUACGGAACGAAAGAACCAAAUUUCACGGAUUUCGCAGCCCCGGGAAUUAUUUUGACAAUCAUAUUUUUCCUCUCCGUUGCUCUGACGUCAGGCGCCAUGUUGCUCGAGAGAAACGAAGGUCUUUUGGAGAGAAGUUUAGUAUCCGGUGUGACAGGACCAGAAAUAUUGUUCGGUCAAGUUGUAACACAGUUUGUCGUCAUGACGGGGCAAACUUUGAUGGUGCUCAUAUUCGCAUUUGCUGUGUUCAAAGUUACUUGCGAAGGUGAUAUAGGCUGGGUUACGACGUUGACAGUUCUCACGGGACUGGCUGGAAUGUGCUUCGGAUUCGUAAUAGCAUGCAGUUGCGAAAACGAGAGAAGUGCGACGUACCUCGCAAUGGGUUCAUUCCUUCCGAUAGUUAUGCUCUGCGGUAUUAUUUGGCCCGUUGAAGGAAUGCACCCAGUCUUGAGGUACAUAAGCUUCGUACUACCGUUAACGAAAAGCACGGAAUCGAUACGAGCAAUGCUCGCAAGGGGCUGGACUAUAAACGAACCUACAGUUUAUCACGGUUUUAUAGCGACAUUAAUCUGGAUAAUGAUCUUUCAAACGAUAGCAGUACUCUUAAUCAAAUUUAAAAAAGGUUAAAUUAAAAUUCAAUCAGUCAAUCAAGGCUGAUCGUAGUUUUUUUUUCUGUUUUAAUAUAAUUAACCCUCAUCCUAUUGAUCUGGGUAUAUCGCAUAUUACAGAUUUUCGAGGUUGUAAAGAAAUUUUUUUUGUUUUGUAAAGUUCUCGAAUCGUCCAACUCUUUGAAGGGCAAGUUUUCUCAACAGAUUACUCUUCAAUUGUACAGUUCUUGAAGGCGGCGAGAAUGGAAAAAUUGCUACAAAAUCGUGAUAGUUUAACAACUCUGCGUUUCGAAUGACGCGGGUUUUUGUGAGAUUCUGAAAAAAUGCGUGAAAUCGAAGUAAUUAAAUAUAAUUAUUUUCCAACUAAAUCACUGUUGAAAAGAGCGAUAGACGUGAUUUAUAAAAAUAAAUUUCGUAGGAUGAGGGUUAAUGUUAUUUUAUUUGUUGGACUCCCAAAGCGUAGGAUCUCCGGUAUAGAAAAUAGCAAAUAAAAACAAAUCGAUUGAAACGUUUUCGAAAUACAAGGAGCUCGCGGGAUUUCGAGAGUGAUCAAACGUGAAGUACCUCAAAACAUUAUUAGAGAGAAAGUAGUCUCGGUAAAUGACCAAUGGUCGAACAGACUUUGACUGUGAAGAGCUUGCAAAAAGUAAACGGAGACGGGUGUUAAUAAUUAACAAUGAUCGAGCUUUGAAAGAUAUUUUGCGUGCUGUAAGCAACACAUUUGCGUUUUUGUUCGUUCAAUUUUGUUAUUUUUAUAAUCGCUACAUGGUAAUUCGUCUCGUGGGUACGCGCACAGUGUAAUAUUUUUUGCUCAAUGCACCGUAGCGUAUUUAUUUUAAUGUUCUUUUAUACUUGAUUAAAACAACGGUUAAAGUGGAUGAGGCGUGUGGUAAUAAAUUGUACAGUGCGAAUUGUAAUAUUCUGCAAAUAGAAUUUUCAUAGAAAACGAA
Molecule: messenger RNA, 3533 nt
Organism: Venturia canescens
Lineage: Eukaryota; Metazoa; Arthropoda; Insecta; Hymenoptera; Ichneumonidae
Gene: osy
Product: oskyddad
Exons: 11
Coding region: 350-2602 (750 amino acids)
Cellular component (GO): membrane
Molecular function (GO): ATP hydrolysis activity; ATP binding; ABC-type transporter activity
Source: RefSeq, a predicted model, not a curated record